Messenger RNA from Henningerozyma blattae CBS 6284, 1338 nucleotides. RefSeq names its product H3 histone acetyltransferase RTT109 (gene RTT109). Gene Ontology annotation, biological process: DNA damage response. The coding region runs from base 1 to 1338 and encodes 445 amino acids. Gene Ontology annotation, cellular component: nucleus. The transcript has a single exon. NCBI's taxonomy places the organism in Eukaryota, Fungi, Ascomycota, Saccharomycetes, Saccharomycetales, Saccharomycetaceae. Gene Ontology annotation, molecular function: histone H3K56 acetyltransferase activity. The record is from RefSeq and is a predicted model, not a curated record.
AUGCUCCCAAACUUUUCACAAUAUAUUGGUGGGGCAUUACCAAAAGAUCAACAAUUCGAAGUAUUACAUUUGCAAAGUAUUCCUGUCGAAUCACACCCUAUUAUCACUGCCCCUUAUGGAAUAACUGAUCUUUCUAGUUUAACAAUUAAGACACAGCAUUUCUUUACCUUUUUUAAAGACGAAAGAACAAUAUUUGGUUUCGAAGUUUAUGUAUAUAUUUUGUUAAAAAAGGAUAACCCAACAGAAUCUGAACGUUUAUUAUUUAUUUCAAAAGCAGAUACUACUGGAUAUAUUAAUUCCAAGAUAAGUAUAAAACAAUUGACAAAGAGAAUUAUUUCGUAUCUAUUAUCCAUAGACCCAAAUCAUUAUUUACAGAAGGUAAUUCCCCUUAAAAGAAAUUAUGGAUCACAAAAAGACAGCAUGAUAACAAAGUCCACUUCUACUUUACAAUCUUUACAUUUACUUGCUCUUCGUAAUUCAAUGAAUUCCACUUACUUGAAGCCAUAUGUGGAUGACAAUCAAAUACAUUUUCUUAGCUUUAGGUGCCCGUCGAAUAUAGUUACAAAGAUUAGUUUAUUUACACGUCCUUCACCGCAAUAUUUAUUCUCAAAAUCCUCAAAUAACCCUAAUAAGCAUGUAUUAAAUGGUUUCGAUCUGAUGAAGUGGUGGAUAAAUAUAAUUGAUGAUACAAUUAUCGAAAAUUUUCAGAGCAAUACAAUUGCAAAAUUACUAAUCCCUGGUGAAGAUUAUAACAGCAUAUCAAGGAACCUAAGUAACUUAAAGUAUGUGAACUGGAAUGUUGGUACUAUUUUCGGUCAAAAUAGAGAGGAUUUGGCUGUUUACUCUGUACCUUUAUUUCCCGAUGAUCCAAAAUCAAGAUUUUUACACCACUUAGUUGCAGACUCUCGUGCCAAAAGUACUAAUUUAGAAACAUUUUGGACUGAGUUACAAGGAAGACAAGAGUUUUGUUCAGGUGAAACAGUUUCUGUAAUUGGUAUAUCGGGAAUAUUAAACUAUCAGCAAUAUUAUAAUCCAGACCCAAAUGAAAUUGUAAUUCCAUCAUCGAAAAAGCAAUUUGAGUAUAUUAAAAGUUAUAUAACAGGUGAGGAAUAUGACACAGAAGAAGGCGCUUUUGAAUCAUACAUGAAUAUUCGAGACUUUGUUACUGAUCGACUAAACGCUUCUUUGAUUGAAAUUAUUGGAUCCAGGGAGUUCAAUUCCACAAAUUCUGGAUCAUUACAAAAUCUUCAAGCUAGCGGCGAUACAGAUUAUCAGCGUAAGCAUUCCACGGAAAUCACUACUCUGCAACCAAGAAAAAAACAAAAGAAGAAUUAUUAA